AUGUCCAUCUCAGACCUGUCAAAGGAGUGCCAGGAGCUCUUCAAUAGGCGUCUUGUUUCCGCUGCAUCCGCUCCCAAAGAACGGACAGCAAUAGAGAACCACCUCUUUAGAUUCAAUCUAUGGGUGAAGUUCUAUGCUGCUCCCUACGAUAAGCGAGACUCGCUGGACUGCCGCUUGAGGAAGGCCAUGGUACCACGUUCUCUGAUGCUAGAUUUACUCAGAGACCUCCUCGAAGCCCUCAACAGCGACUCUAGCAUAAUUGCGCCAACCAGCCAGGCUAGUGCUAUUGAUGGGAGCCCACAAAGUGUGGGAGAUGCUUCUAGCAAUGAGAACCCAGAAACUGUUGGGGAUAUCAUGAUCCAUCUACUUCGGUAUACCCGGGCGAUUCAUCGAUCUGGUAUCAUGCGGAGUCUUGUAGAAGUUCCCAACCAUUUCGAAUACGAUGAGAAAACCGGAGAGAAUAUCACAGAGAUGAGGGAGCGGCUAUCUAAGACCAUCUGCCUGAGACAACAAAACUUAUCAUUUCUUAGAUCUAUAUCGAGCAAGAAAGCCGCCUUGGAGUCGACUGAACCAGCUCCCCAGGCAUCGUCCUACAGUGCUCAUAGCUGUGACAAUACCCAGAGAGCUUUGCAGGCAAACUGGAUACGAACUCAUGGAACACGAACUGCUCCUCCUGUCCAGACUGCCACUGCUGUGGAUAGUAACCAGCUACCGCGGAUGAAUACAAUUCUGGAACAGAAAACCGCUGAAAACAUGGCAGCAAAUCUCCCGCGCCGCCCCAAAGUGCCUGUCGGCCAAACUGAAUUCGAGUGCCCUUACUGCUUCGUUGUGUGCCCUGUAGAAGAAUACACGAAAGAGAAUUGGCCCCGGCACAUCAUCAAAGACCUCGCACCAUUCAUAUGCGUCCAAGAGUCAUGUCCUACGCCAGACACGAUGUAUGAAUCGCACGAAGAUUGGAUUUCGCACAUGGAGACGAAGCACGCACCCCGGGGAUGGGCAUGCUACGAUGAAAGCCACGAUUCAGUACAGUACUUUGAAGACGAACAAAGCUUCAGACGUCACGCAAUCGAGCAUCAUGGCGGCGAUAUGACUGAGGACGAGUUGACGAAUCUCACAAAAGAAUGCGAGUGUCUCCUGCCUUUCCAGCCGUUUAAGAGUUGCCCAUUUUGUAACGAAUAUACGGAUGACGCAUCUAUAACUCUCGAUGAGCACAUCACUCUGCACCUCUUAUACCUGUCCCAAGUGUCAAUUCCAGGGGACUUUUUGGAAAUGCGGAGUGUCGAAUUUGAAUCAGAGGAGGAGAUUUUGAGCAGUGGUGCUUGUUUGGAGGGCAGCAAACUCUCGCAGAAGAACAAACCCGAUUCCGUUUCCAGCGUUCGGACUCCAAAGAGAGGAACAAGUGCGUCAUCAUCAAUCAACAACCCUAAGCUCCUUAAAACGAAUGAAGAUGCAACUUUGACGGAACUUGUAUCCCUGGCUAAGAAGAGAGAGGGUAAGAAUCAAUAUCACACUCCUAUAGAAGCUGUUGGCGAACCCAGUGCCGAUGACUCAUCCGUAGUUGGUCUGGAGAUGGCUUCGUGUAUGCACAAUUGCUCCGUUUCGCCUAAUAUGGGGCUAUCCGACGAUAUCAUCGAACCUCCUACCAUCGAACAUACACCUGGCGAGCCCGAUAUAUGGGACAGGUUACAGGUCCGAGAGAGCCUUCAAGCCCAGUGA
Molecule: messenger RNA, 1716 nt
Organism: Trichoderma atroviride IMI 206040
Lineage: Eukaryota; Fungi; Ascomycota; Sordariomycetes; Hypocreales; Hypocreaceae
Source: RefSeq, a predicted model, not a curated record